AUGACUAACUUUGCGGAUGCAUACGAACUCGUCAAGGGUGCCGGAUCCAUGUUCAUCGUUUUGAACGUCCCACCAUCAUUGGAUCAGUUCAUCGGGUUUAAAAGAUCCAGACUACGGGGCAAAUGCCUCGUUGGCCAGAUAGUCGACAUGGCAUACCUGAGAAAGAAAGCACUGUACAGCGUUACUGGUGCUCAAUACAGGGAAGAUUUACUCACCGGUGACCCCCAAGCGUACUUAUCUCGCGCUGCCAAAGAUGCGGUCGGAGGUUCUCUCGGCAUGUGGCCCGGGUACUUUGAGUACACGGGUUCAGCAAACGUGCCACUGGCAAUGCGGCCUUCCGUCCGUCCUUUCAUUUACCUGUGA
Messenger RNA from Coniophora puteana RWD-64-598 SS2, 363 nucleotides. RefSeq lists its product as uncharacterized. Bases 1 to 363 code for a protein of 120 amino acids. The transcript is spliced from 3 exons. NCBI's taxonomy places the organism in Eukaryota, Fungi, Basidiomycota, Agaricomycetes, Boletales, Coniophoraceae. The record is from RefSeq and is a predicted model, not a curated record.